AGCAGCUUUCAGCUGCUUACAGCGUGAUGUGUCUGCGUCAAAUAUCCUGGGAACACGGUUUUUGCUGGUUCCGUAACCUGCCGCUCUGCUGUAGUGAUGUGAACCAGGUGUAUCUGAGCACACAGUAGCUCUUCCCCUGGCAUGUGCUGCUUUGGCUGUUCGUAAUACAUGCUGAAGUGCUAAAAUGUCCAUCACGCUGUGCAGAAGUUUUCUGGUGAACCCUGGAAAGAUGCUGAUGCAUUAUUCUUUUACGAUCAUCAGCACGUUAGAGGAAAAAUUCAGUAGGUGAUGAUUUGCUUUUUCAGAAGUGCUGGACCUGGAGAGGUCUGUGGACCUUGAGGAGGGUCUGAGGGGAGAGAGGGAGGAUUGAUACUUAGUUUUUAGAUGGAGGUUUUUAAAGCUGGUAGGUCAGGGAUGAGUUAGUUACAGUAAAAAAAAACCUAGCUUACUCAUGUUGCUAAAGCAUAUACUAGCUAGGAAAUUGGAUGGAGUCUGGUUUGGGUUCUCGUUCCAUCUUUACCGAAAACUGCCGGCAUGAUCUUGAAUGGCCACGUGGUCUGACUGCCUUGGUUUCCCCUCUGCCUGCUGGGUUGCUCAUAGUCUAAAUCUACUUCUCAAAACAAAUACUGCUGCUGUGGGAGCUGGUCCACUAACUUACGUUACAUGGAGUCACCCUUCUAAGAUUAUACUCUAUUUAGCUAACUGGACCAAUGGUUUCUCAUCAAACUCUUCUUGGAUUUGCUCUCUAAAAGUACAAUAAUCCUAACAAGGCAUCCCACCCUCCCACCCCCAAAAGGUGAAAUACAUGCUAUUAAAGGAUUUAUAACUUUCUAAUGGGGCAAAGUGGAAAAGAUAAUGAAAAGUAACCAGUCUGUAAGGUACUGUGCAGUUAGAGAAUGUAAAAGAAAGGGAGGGAUUCAAAGGAAAUGUUGCAUGUGUGUCUGCUGAAAAAAACUGUUUUGCACAGCAUGCUUUCUGUGAACAGGAGUAGUACAGUGCCUUUACUCUUUUCCCUAUCAUCUUUCACAUUAUUAUUCGUAUUUUUUUCUUAAGCAAACUUUGUUCUGUAAUUAACUGCACACACUGAACUGCACAUCUGAAACCUCUAUUUCAGUGAGGGAUUUUUAGGACCAAUUGUUGCUGUUUGAACAUGAAAUAUGUUGUCGUGCUCCAACUCUCAGCAGGGUGGUCUUAAAGAAUGCAGAAAGCAGGUUUCCUCUGUCCAGAGUCUUGAAUGGAAAAAUGUCCAUGACGUUACAGCCCUGGCCUUGGAGCGAGGGCACCCAGUGUCUAGGUGUGGUUGUUCGGCAAGAGAUUCCUUCCUGUUUCCGGGAGUCGUUCUAGGGUGGCUUUGGGCGUUUGGUGAUAGUUGUGAUCCUUGGCACCAAGAACUGGCUCAGCGUUGGGGACUGUGGGCAUGGUGAAGCGGGUUUGAGGGACUUUACAUUUGAACCUCUCUUCCCUUCUAAACUAGUUUGGCCUUUCGAACGUGCCCUUUCUCGAAGGAGUCCGCAUUUUGUUGGAGGCAGAGUAUUCAGGCUUUCAGCAUAGAUGUUGUCUGGCUGCUGAUAGCUUGGUUCUCCUGUUGACUGCCAUUGAGCCUUCUCCCUACCAAGGGACAGUCGAAACUCUGCGUGGUCCAUCCGUGGACAGCUGGCUGCAGAGUUAAUCAGGGAGUGGGACCUACGUGUCCCCUCGUCCCCCCAUAACUCUCCCUUUUAUGCAUCCACAUAGUUGGCUUCUACUUGGAGACCAAGUGUGUUUUGUAGAGACAAACUUUAUCCAGUUUGAUUAGGGUUCCCAGUAUUGUGGUUUGAUUCCAGAACUCAGAGCUGGCUAAUCAGAAAUAUGUUAUUAAGCAGAUUUGGAACAGGCUGACAGAAGUUCCCUUCUUUGUUCUUCCAAAAUCAUAACCUGGCUGUAGUUCCCUGGAAGGUUCUUGAACUGCAGGAAGCCUUACAAUUCACUUCUUAACUAAUUGCAGCAGACUUUUCCUGCUUUUAGACUUCCUCUUAAAUAAUUUUGCAUAAAUGUGUUUUCUACAGCUAUAGAUGCCGAGCGGGUCUCCAUUAUAGGCUUCUGGUAGCCCAGCUCUCGUUUAGGGACGUGGGGAGGUGUUUUCUGAGCUGGCGCGAGCCCGUCAUGUGGCCAUUGUAACUGUGGCAGAAUGCUUUUGCUGAGACAGUGUCACUGCGGGGUAUGGUGUGCAAUAAGCUCUUCUCAGAAAGUGAUGGUUUUGCUGAUACUAGCUUCACUCAUGCUAGAAGUGCUUUGGAACUGCAGUAUGAAACAAGUAUAACAGUAAAGUCUUCCAUAUGCUUGAUUUCUGUCUGCUGAAGAGCGAAAUGAUAUGGCUAAUUCUUCCACACAGCAAAGCAAAGCAAAGCAAGCUGCCUUUUGUGGGAACGCUGUCAGCUCUUCCUCCUGGAGAAGCCGCUGCGAGGAAGCGUUCGGGGCUGUAGCCGCUCUGGCUCUGCAGCGGGUCUGUAACGCGACCUUCUGCCUGCCUGUGCUCGGCGCCAAAGCCACGGAGGCAUGGAGGACGCAGUGUUCCAUGUGGAAGCCAGGAAGCCUGAAGAAGGCUGUGAAAGCUAGGGGAAUGAUUCUCUGCGUCUCUGCAAAUACGUUAGUUGACUGCCGCUGAUGGCACGGUGAAAUGUGUUGAACAGCUGCCGAGAGGGUGUCCGACUGCCAGGGGACCGCUCGAGAAGCUGGGCUUGCAGCAUCAUGGGCCAGUGCGUCACGAAGUGCAAGAACCCUUCUUCCACCCUCGGCAGCAAGAACGGGGAGAGAGAGUCUGGCAGCAAGUCGCACAGUAAGAGAAGUGCAGUCCACAAAGACGACCAUGCUUCGGUUUGCGGGAAGUCUUCAGGGGAUAUCCUCGUCAACGGGACAAAGAAAACGGAGACCGCUGUAGAGUCUAGUCAGCCUGCAACGUUUUCUGGGGAUACAAAGAAAGACGCUGUUUCCAGUGCAGAAGAGUCUUCGCUGCAGAGGAUUGGGGAGUUGUUUAGGAGAUACAAGGAUGAACGGGAAGAUGCCAUCCUGGAAGAAGGAAUGGAACGAUUUUGCAAUGACCUCUGUGUUGAUCCCACUGAAUUUAAAGUGCUAGUUUUGGCUUGGAAAUUCCAGGCUGCUACCAUGUGCAAAUUUACAAGGAAGGAGUUUUUUGAAGGCUGCAAAGCAAUAAACGCGGACAGCAUUGACGGCAUUUGUGCAAGGUUCCCCAGCCUCUUAAACGAAGCCAAGCAGGAAGAUAAAUUCAAGGAUCUCUAUCGUUUCACCUUUCAGUUUGGCCUGGACUCUGAAGAAGGACAGCGGUCGCUACAUCGGGAAAUAGCCAUUGCCCUUUGGAAGUUAGUCUUCACCCAAAACAAACCCCCUAUUUUGGACCAGUGGUUACACUUCCUAAUCGAGAACCCCUCAGGAAUCAAGGGAAUCUCCCGGGACACGUGGAACAUGUUUCUAAAUUUUACUCAGGUGAUUGGACCAGACCUUAGCAACUACAGCGAGGACGAGGCCUGGCCUAGUCUCUUCGAUACCUUUGUGGAGUGGGAAAUGGAGCGAAGGAAAAAGGAAGAGGAAACCAAAUGUAUUAUUGCAUCUUCAGACACAGAGGGGCCGUGUACGGAAGAACAGACUUAACAGCAUUUCAGCAGCAGUGGCGGAAGCAACCUGUUGCCCUUCAUGAAAUGUAAACUCUGGAUGUUUCUGGAAAUUGCCGAGGCUCCAGAUUUUUCUACUUUACACCUUUUUCUGCCUUGUAUUUGAAAGGGCUCUAAAAUGCUGUAUCAUGUUUUAGGCACUUUCUUAAUUUUGGUUAUUCCUUUUACUCUUGCCCUGAAAUAUUUGACCCUGGCUACAAGUUAAGCAUUUUGGGGGUUUUUUAAGACUUCAGAUUAGUAUAAGUCUGAUAUUUCUUGCACAAUGUAGAUCUUUUUAGUUAGGUUAAAUUAACAUUGCUAAAUUAUACAGUGCCAGAUUAAGUUUUUCAUACUACAUCUGUCAGGGCAGGUCUGUACUGUGUGUAGUGCUGUUUACAUUGUUGAAAUUUUAGGCUGUAAUAAUUUUAAGGUUUUAUACCAAGAUGAAAAGCAGUGUUAACUGUUAACUAUAAAUGCAUUAAUCCCCUGGUAAUGAGGCUCUAAAAACAACAUAAGCAACAGCUUUGUGUAAUAUGGCUAAUUCCCAUUUUAAGCUAACUCUUAGUGAAUGAGUCCAAAUCAUUCCUUUUUUUUCAGAGUAUCAAACUAAAUAUUGGGAUUGUUUUGUAAAACUACUGUACCUGUCAGUCAACUGAGUGGUAGAUGAUGAUUUGUAUCUAAAUCUCUUACACAUCACAUAAUAAAAGAGCAGUACUACCUCAGUUUUAUUGAAAGUGGGCUUCUUGAUGGACUUCCAUUUUCUCUGGAAGUUGUAUUUUUGUGGUUACAUGACAAUAUUUUUACUUGAUUAAAAGAACCAAAGGUUCUGCUUCUUAAGUUUGCUAAACAUUAGCAGAAGCAACAAAUAAAAAAAACCCUAAAUCUUCAAGGAAAACUGUGGUAUAAUUCUGCUUUAAUAUGUUUGAUUUAUACCUAAAGUAUUAUCUUACUUGUCUGGCAAGCACAGUACUUCUAUGUAAGGAACUAUCUUUUGCAUUAAUAUUGACAAACCAAUUUUUUUAAACCGAUGUUUAAUUGCUAAAUUGCAGUUACUACUCCACGCUUUCUGGAGCAACAAUAUUGGCAUCUGAUGACAAAGUGAAUUCUUAAUGUGUUCUUAAUGACAAAAGUAUAGAUGCGUCAUUUUUAGACUGAUUUGGUAAUAUUUGGAUAGGAGUCAAUUUAUUAUUUUAAAAUGCUUGUAUUGGGACUAUUUGCCUGUUGAAAUUGUUGUGACUUAAAGGGAGUUUUAUUAACACUGGUUGAAACUUU
Molecule: messenger RNA, 4916 nt
Organism: Dromaius novaehollandiae (emu)
Lineage: Eukaryota; Metazoa; Chordata; Aves; Casuariiformes; Dromaiidae
Gene: DCUN1D3
Product: defective in cullin neddylation 1 domain containing 3
Exons: 4
Coding region: 2728-3645 (305 amino acids)
Biological process (GO): protein neddylation
Cellular component (GO): ubiquitin ligase complex
Molecular function (GO): ubiquitin-like protein binding; ubiquitin conjugating enzyme binding; cullin family protein binding
Source: RefSeq, a predicted model, not a curated record